AUGGCAGUCAUUGAGGAUGCCAGGUCGCGCUCCCAAGUCAAUGCGUCCAGACCAACCACGCCUCCGCCGGCCCCCGUACCAGCAGCAGCGCACACUGCAUCCGCCUCUCCUCCCUCGGCUCCGCCUGUGGCUGAUCUGUCAUACAUCCCGGGACCCAGAACUACCUUGGCGCCCGAAGAUACUGUAAAAGGUGCUGACUAUCCUAACGUCGAGCAACCCGAACCUCCAAAAUGGUACAACGACAUUCCUCAUGGUACCCUCCAGAAAUCUCCUCGUCCCCUCCCUGAGGUUGACGAGCAUCUCAACAAGAUCAUUUCUGGUAUCAAAAACUGCAUCAAUGCCGUAGGAAGAAAGACCGCCCCGAGUCCGGCCGACUUUGAGAAGAUCAAUGACGGCAUCCACCGUGCCUUCUUUCUGGACCUUACCGCCACGACAAUUCGCAAGAGACGUCUGUUGCACAACGACACUGGACUUCCAAGAGUAUUCUGCUCGACUCUGUCUGAUGGUGUCGAGUAUCCUUGGUACUUGAAGGAAGACGCCGCUGAGCUUUACAUCAAGUGGUGGUCCAGAGACACCGAUCCAGGCUUGUUUCGUGGUAUUAGGCUGGGUCGCCCAAAAAACGUUAGGCUAGGCAGAGAAGCUACCGUUGAUAAGUUUCUCCCAAAUUACACUGGCAGAAGACACGGCGAUUUCCACGGCAAUGGUCCCCUCCGAAAUGGCCAGUGGUGGCCCUCGCAGCUUUGUGCGAUGAGAGAUGGCGCUCAUAAUGCAACUGUGGCAGGCAUAUGCGGCGACUCCAUUGGCGCAUUUUCUUGCGUCAUGUCUGGCGGCAGCUACCCCAACAUCGACAGGGGUGAGGAAGUCUGGUACUAUGGCACCGAAUCUGAAGAUUCCACUCGUCCCACCGAUUCAACUCAGUACAUGAUUAACAGCUCCCGCUCUCACGAACCUGUACGUCUGCUUCGCGCUUCAAAGAUGACAACCGAGGGAUCCAACGACUUCAGACCUGCGGAGGGCUUGCGGUACGAUGGUGUUUACGAGGUCGUUGGUUACGAAAUCAAGAAUGUGGCCAAGCAGGUCCAUCUCUUCCAUCUCGUCCGACUGCCCGGACAGACGCCCAUUAGAAGCUCCGGACCUGGAGUACGACCUACUCCUGAGGAGUUGGAAGCCUUGGCCAAAAUCAAGAUUGAGAAGAAGUAUCUGGCUUGA
Aureobasidium pullulans EXF-150 is the source of this 1209-nucleotide messenger RNA. RefSeq lists its product as uncharacterized. The record is from RefSeq and is a predicted model, not a curated record. The transcript has a single exon. The coding region runs from base 1 to 1209 and encodes 402 amino acids. Lineage: Eukaryota; Fungi; Ascomycota; Dothideomycetes; Dothideales; Saccotheciaceae. Gene Ontology annotation, molecular function: ubiquitin protein ligase activity. Gene Ontology annotation, biological process: negative regulation of gene expression via chromosomal CpG island methylation; protein ubiquitination.